GCUUCUCGACCUGCCGUACCACAUGAGCGAUGCAAAAAGACGGGGUCGUCUUCGCCGACAUUGGCGCGUAAGCUGCCCGCGUAAGGCCGCGCGUGAGCGCCCUCGUCUCCACUGCAGCGUGCCGCGCCGGCGGCCCGCGCAAACCGCGGCGUAAGGCCGCUAUGCCAUCUGGCCUAGGACCCGUUUUUGAUCGUCGCUCUCAUCACCGCCUGCCUCAUCGGGUGCGAGUCGGGCGUCGAGUUCUUCGACGCACUGACGGAGGCGAUGCCAGGAUUCCCUACGAACGGCGCGGCCUCGAGCCCCGCGCGCCGCGACAAGUACCUGAUGGGCGAGUGCGUCCGGCGCGCAGGUCUUCGCGCGGUCAAGCAGCAGGAGUGCAGGGUCUGGCGCGGGGAUGCCGCGAACUUUGUCUCGGAGCUGGGGGUGCGCGAGGACGACCCGGCUGGUCCCUGGUGUGUGCUGAAGCCUACGAAGUCCGCGGGCACGGACGGGGUGUUCAUAUCCAAGACCGUCAAAGAUGCCAGGGAGUGCUUUGACAAGAUCUUGGGGGCGGCCAACGUCUUCGGGGAGUCCAACCAGACCGUCCUCGUGCAGGAGUUCUUGAAGGGCACAGAAUACGUGAUUGACUCGGUGUCCCUGGAAGGGCAGCACAAGUGCGUGGCCAUCUGGGAGUACGACAAGAGGCCGUGCAACGGCGCGCAGUUCGUGUAUUUUGGCAUGCGCCUCUACCAGUCCGCCGACGGCGCCCGUGAACGGACAAUGGUGGACUAUGUGCACAAGGUUAUCGAUGCACUCGGCGUGCGGCACGGACCUACACAUGCAGAGGUCAUGUGGCUUGACGGGGAGGGCGCGCCAUGCCUCGUUGAAGUCGGCUGCAGGCCUCAUGGCGGCGAGGGUACCUUUGUCGAUCUUGUAGAGCCGGUCAUCGGCUACAGCAAGAUUUCCGUCAUGCUAGACGCAUUCGACAAAGCCUACCGCUUCAAGCGCCUGCCGAAUCUGCCCGAGAAGUUCGAGGGUGGCUCCAUGGAGGUGGACCUGGUGUCGCGACAGGAGGGCGUCCUGGCCGGCUACCCGCUGCUUGGGCAGGUCAAGCGGCUCCGAUCUUUCCACACGAUCGAGAUCAAGACACCCCUGGGCGCUCGGCUCGAGAAGACUGUGGACUUCAUGACGACCCCGGGCUGCAUCAACCUCGUGCACAGAGACCGCCGCGUGGUGGAGGAGGACAGGGCCUGGAUCGAGCGCGCCCAGGAGGAGGGGCGCUUCUACGCCCUCGCCGACCCCGGCCUCCUGAAGGCGCAGAGCAAGAGCCACGGGCACCCCGAGACCUCCCAGUACUACAUGUCGCCCGCCCGGCCGCCGGAGAGGCAGGCCACCGCCUGAGCGGCUCCGGAGGCCGCCCGCCUCUCGAGGAGCGGCACCUGGGAGACCCCGCCCGGAGGCGCGCGCUCGAGGCGUCCGAGCCCCCGCUCGGCUUGAGGAGGCGGCGCUGCGGGCGGGCCCGCUCGGCGGGAGGCCGCGCGGGCGGCGCGCGCGAGGGCAGGGCCGGCCCGUGGCCAGCUCCUGGCCGCC
Prorocentrum cordatum is the source of this 1569-nucleotide messenger RNA. Lineage: Eukaryota; Dinophyceae; Prorocentrales; Prorocentraceae. The record is from the annotation of a GenBank genome assembly.